Molecule: messenger RNA, 4047 nt
Organism: Acanthaster planci (crown-of-thorns starfish)
Lineage: Eukaryota; Metazoa; Echinodermata; Asteroidea; Valvatida; Acanthasteridae
Gene: traf7
Product: TNF receptor associated factor 7
Biological process (GO): ribosomal large subunit assembly; Notch signaling pathway
Cellular component (GO): nucleolus
Molecular function (GO): protein binding; zinc ion binding
Source: RefSeq, a predicted model, not a curated record
UGGUGCCCCCUCCCCUAUGUAUGCAGGGGUUGUGAUUCACACUGGACCAUUGGGGACAUUCACAGAGUGGCUAUUGAGCUUGAGUAAAAAUUGGAAAUGAUUCAUCCACCAAUGAACUAAGCUGUUACUUUACUCAACUCUCUGGCCAGUAACGAGUGAAGGACCACACGCGGUUGCUGCUUGUGUUGCUUCAUUUUUUUCCCGUAUCGUCGAACGCAAGGGAGUUACCAGCAAGUAGCUGUUGGACCUAUCAGUGUUUCCUUCAAUCGCCUUCUGCCAGAAAACAAAAAUUCCUGAGAGACAGAGAAAAAGUGAAUCAGAAGGAGUGACGGAGUACAGGCAGGUCUGGGAGAGUUUUGUGUUCAUACUAGUUGCGCAGGCCUUGUUUGACCAGAUGCUCCUGGAGUACUGCGGUGGGAGGGUGCAUGUACGGAGACUAGCAGGCUACUUUGACAGGCAGCACCAGGCUGCUAACAUGCAGACAAGGCACUGGGGACAACUAUCUGGUGGAAUGGCCUCUGUGACCGAAGUCAACAGUGAUCUAGAAGACGAAGCAUCAGUCACAAGUCUCAAUGUGAGUCAAAGCGGAAAUUGCAGCACCACUCUGUCGUCUGCCUCGACCGUUGCACUCAGCGUUUCAUUAAACGGAUUAAAUGUUCCCCCCUCUGAUGUGGCAGGGGGUUCUUUAGCUCCCGUCUCCCCCUCAUUCAAGAGUAACCGGGGAUCCACCACACCAUCCUAUGAUGGGGAUCUGGAUAUUGUGCCACGCCCCAAACUAACCACCAAGCAUCGCUACAGUGAUCUCAACAGGUCUAAGAGUGUGGACAGCUCAGACAAUAGCGAGCCUGAGGUGUUGGUUUUCACAGAGCCUCCUAACCGUAAGCUCUUCUGUCUCCUCUGCAAGAAUGUCUUCAAGGACCCUGUCAUUACUCAAUGUGGCCACACCUACUGUCGAUUUUGUGUGACGUCUAGACAAUAUGAAACCUGCCCUGUGGAUGACAUGAAGUUAGCGGUCGUAGUCAACAACAUCGCAGUCAGUGAGCAGAUUGGAGAACUGUACAUUCACUGUCGCUACGGCUGUAAACCUUCAGGGACAGGGAUACAGGAUGAAUAUGUGGUUGAUCCAGAUGGGUGCCCUUGCACAUUACGGGUCAAUGAACGCAGAGAACAUGAGAUGGAAUGUAGCUAUGCACCAGUCCAAUGCCCCAAUAACCCAGACUGCCCCAAGAUCCUGAAAAUGAACCUUGCAGCCCACCUACAGAACUGCAAUCUCUGUAAGUGUGACCACCACAAGUUUGGCUGCCCCUUUGUGGGUACCCAAGAAGAAGUAUCAGAACAUCGGGAAGUCUGUAGCUACGAAGGAAUCAAGGACUACCUCCAGACAUCCUCAGAGAAGAUGCGAGAGCUGCAAGCAACCAUCGUCCAGAAAGACCAAGAGAUUGGAUUUCUACGCUCAAUGCUGGGCAAACUCAGUGAGAGGGUGGAUAGGUUGGAGAAAUCCAUGGAACUGAAAAUCAACUACCUAGAUGAGAACAUGAGCCGAAUGGAGAAGUCGCUAGUUGAACUCGACGAGCAGAAUCGUAGCAUGUCUGAUGAGCUGAUGGAUAACAGAAGGAGCUACUCAAUGUUAAACUCAGAGCUAUCUAUGAUCAACGCUCGACUUAACUCCGGAGCUGCAGGAGUGUAUGACCCACAACAAGUCUUCAAGUGCAAGGGAACCUUUGUAGGACAUCAGGGACCUGUAUGGUGCUUAUGUGUGUACGGUGAUUACCUCUUCAGUGGUUCGUCUGAUAAAACCAUCAAGGUAUGGGACACCUGCACCAGUUACACCUGCCAGAAGACAUUAGAAGGACACAAUGGCAUUGUGCUGGCACUUUGUACACAUGGAAAUCGAUUAUUCAGCGGGUCUGCAGACUGCACUGUUAUCGUGUGGAACAUCGACACCUUGGAGCAGGAGAAGAUGAUUCAAGCUCAUGAGAAUCCUGUCUGCACACUGGUUGCAGCUAACAACAUGCUGUUUAGUGGGUCACUCAAAGUCAUUAAGGUAUGGGAUGUACACACUCAUGAACUUAAGCGGGAACUCACAGGAUUGAACCACUGGGUGAGAGCACUGGUUGCUAAUGGCAACUACCUCUAUAGUGGAUCUUACCAGACAAUAAAGGUUUGGGACAUGAGCACAUUGGAGAUCGUGCACAGUCUUCAGACAUCUGGAGGUAGUGUGUAUUCCAUUGCCGUCACCAGCCAUCACAUCAUCGCAGGAACCUAUGAGAACUGCAUACAUGUCUGGGACAAAGCUUCCUAUGAACAAGUUGAGACACUGACUGGUCAUGUGGGCACAGUCUAUGCUCUAGCAGUCAUCAGUGCUCCAGGAACGACCAGAGUCUUCAGUGCUUCGUACGACCGAUCUCUCAGGGUAUGGAACAUGGAGAACAUGAUCUGUACGCAGACACUUUUGCGCCAUCAGGGCAGUGUAGCCUGCUUAGCUGUCUCAAGAGGGCGCUUGUUUUCUGGCGCAGUAGACAGCACAGUCAAGGUGUGGCAGUAAGCCUGUAACCCAGUCAGUUCUACUUUGUACAGCAUAUCAGGACAAGAAGGUCACCAGUCUUCAUGUGGAUUUGCUGUAUGUACGACAGAAGACACCACUGGCUUCAAGCAGGCAAGGCACAAGACUGUACAAUCUCUCUUACAUCCAACCUGCCCUACUGAUGAGCCCUACACUGUGGACUGCUUCAAAGUGGAAAAAGCUCACAGUACAUAUAGUUUGGCCCAUUGUUUGCAUACUUGUAGCAUUAUUUCUUUGCUUUUCAAGUAUUUGCAAAGAGCUCCUGACAUGGCUUGUACAUGUACAUGUAGGUCCCAUGUCCCUGUUGUAUUUUGUGGACAAGAGAGGUAUCUUUAAACACAAAGCUCAACCUAGUGCCCGGUGUUUCAAUCCAGAGUCUCGUUUAGUGUUUCAGUGUAAUUUCAAAGGAUAUGUAUCAUUAAGAUUAGGCAAGGAGGCAGUGAUUUGCUGGAUGCCUUUUCUACAAGAAAGUCAUGAUGAGGAUUUUAUUCUGAAAUUAAACACUGCCCCCACUGCGGAAGUCAGAGUGAAACAAGAAUCAAGGACAGCUUUUGUCUAGGAAGUAAAAAAUUGAUAAAAUUGUGAAAAAUAUUUCAAGAAAAUGCACUUUCAAGAACAUUUCAUGACUAUGGUUCAACAUGUUAAUGGUGAUAGCAUUUAGAAAACCAAAAGUAGCACAAGUCAUUCUCAGAAGGCUUCUGGUAGAUUUGGCAUUUGGUGAAUUUCAUGCUAGAUAUUUGGAUUCAAGUUGUCACACAAUGUUAAAUGUUUUUCUACUUAUGCUCGAAAGAUGAAUAUUACAAAAAGUAGAGUAACUGCUUGUAUAUUCCCCCGUGCACUGAAGUGUAUAGUUCACUUCUUACACAUCAUGAUGAGGCUUGCGUCAAGUUCUUGUAGAAAUUUUGUAACCAUUUUUCUGUUAAAAUUUGUUACUGUUAAAGCGUAGUGCUCCUUAUGGUAGUGUAGCAGUAACAUUCCAGCUGGCAUCGGAUACUUCAGGUUUCUAAACUUGCAUGUUGUUUCUUUAAGCAGUUUAUCAACUGAACAUUGUGCAGUGUGUGGGGGGGAGGGCUGGAUCCUAGUCAUAUGCUUGUUGCCGGGGGGGUAGGGUGUAAUACAGGCAAUGGGUCUAUUGGCCACACUCUGAUAAAAAAAAGUAUAUUUUGGUAUACUUGUAACUUUAGAAAAUAAAAUGCCAGCAAUGUCUUUGCAAGUUGGGUGAUUAGGUUUUAAAUUGUUUUUUUUUCAAUCUCCAUUUAAAAUCUAAACUUCUGAUCGAACUGUUGUUUGGAUGAUGAAACUUUCAAAAAGCAAAAACAUUUUCUGGAUAUUCAUUGCAUUUUUAAGAAUGAAUUGUGUAUCUGGAAGUUUUUUUGGGAACCAAAUUAGUUUGGAUGAUGAAACAUUCAGAAAGCAAAAACAUUUUCUGGAUAUUCAUUGCAUGUUGGAAAUAAAAACUUUAUGUGUUUUCAACAAAUAAUUAA